UUCAUCCGCUCACACGCGCUAGGGAUACUGGAGCUACAUAGCAGAGCUCAUAACAGCACCGUAUCCGUGGGACAUUCCUCUCAGAAAACAAGCCUAUUUACAAAUGCACCGCUGCAUGUUAGAGCUUAGCGCUUUCAGACAAGCAGCCUCGGAGACACUUUAACACACAACACAUCGUCUGCAACUGCCAAGAAGAAAGCCUUGUUGACAAUUGCUCUCAGAUCACGAAAUCAUUAGCACAUAAUUGUGACAGGAGCUCGAAUGCGUAAUUCAUUGGGACUUUCAUCGAUCGCGUCGCGGUAGUGAUUUACAUCUAUCCAUACUAGGAGAUGAAAUUUAAUAGUGAGUCGUUUUGACUAAGCUAUUGAUUUUUCUGAGGACGGACAUCUACGGACAGUAGUUAUGGUUAGAGCUCGCGACUCAAGGAUAAACUUUUCAAAGUUGCUGGGCAUCUUAUGAGGAUGCUCUACAAGGCGGGUUCAAACGCAGGCACAUAUACUUUCCUAAUUUGUAUGGAGCUUUUGGAAAAUCCAUAUGAAACAAAAUAUUACACAACUUACUAACUUCAGCACCACGUAGAAGUAAAUAAAUGUAGCAUUGUUAUAACCAAAUAAUAAUGUUAUCAUUACUUUAAAUCAAUGAAAACUUAAAUUUUAGGCAUGCAAACAACUUCCCACAGAUACUUUUCUUGUAAUGCAAACCAGUGGGACAUAAAAGCAUAACAUUCGGUUAGAGUAAUGCUAGUUUGUUUAAUGUCGCUUUGCUUAGGCUACAUUUGACAUGUGUGAUUAGUAUUGUCUACAUUGAAGCGCCUUGGAUAUUUACAACCAUUUAUUUGGCACUUCUAGGUGCAUUUUCUUUUUUGCGCUACGUGUUUGCAGUAUGUAAGGCUGAGGAAGAAUUACUUCAGUUUAGCGUCAACUUUUAUGCUCAUACAGUUAACGUGUACACAGGACGUCGCAUUUGGCUUAGCUUAACACCACCGGCAUCUAUGCCAUUGCAAGCCCAUUGAAUCCUGCAGUUAUCUCUUCGCUGAUACUGAAAUCAAGACGUAGAAUGGCCGAUGUAACCAUCACUAAUGGGAUUGAGCUGUGACUUGUUCGGCUGGAGGGAAGGCUGUGUUCACAAAUAUCCACAUAGACUCAGUUCGUGUUGUACUCCUUUGAGCGGGGAUGAUCAGGAUCUUCCCGGAUUUCAGCGUUCAGGUGACGGCUGCAGCAGGUGGAGGAGCCGGGGGAAUGCCAGCUGGUUCCGCCGUGGGCAGAGUCCCCGGCGCCACCAACGGGAACCCACAGAACGUCCAAGGGAUAACUUCCUACCAGCAAAGCGAUCCCUAUUGGGAGAGACCUGCUAAUACCAGCUCCUGUUCAGCCUCUAGGCCCAAGACACUACACCUGGGAGGGCAACAGCACACUUCAUCACCAUGGUUGCAGGCGUUGAGGAAGGAGAAGUCCCGCGAUGCAGCGCGCUCGCGGCGCGGGAAGGAGAACUUUGAGUUCUACGAGUUGGCCAAGAUGCUGCCGCUGCCGGGCGCCAUCACCAGCCAGCUGGACAAGGCCUCCAUCAUCCGCCUGACCAUCAGCUACCUGAAGAUGAGGGACUUCGCCAACCAGGGGGACCCACCGUGGAACCUGCGCAUCGAAGGCCCGCCGCCCAACACCUCAGUCAAAGCUAUUGGAGCUCAGAGGAGGAGGAGUUCCACUGCCGUUGCCUCAGAAAUCUUUGACCCGCACCUCGGAAGCCACAUUCUGCAGUCCCUGGAUGGAUUUGUAUUUGCACUAAACAAAGAGGGGAGAUUUUUGUACAUCUCAGAGACGGUGUCCAUAUACCUGGGCCUCUCACAGGUGGAGCUGACGGGCAGCAGUGUGUUUGACUACGUCCACCCAGGUGACCACGUGGAGAUGGCAGAGCAGCUGGGCAUGAAGCUGCCCCCGGGCCGAGGCCUGCUCUCUCAGGGCAGCGCCGAGGACGGCGCCAGCUCCGCAUCCUCCUCCUCCCACUCCGAGACGCCAGAGCCAGUAGAGUCUACCAGUCCGAGUCUGUUGGCCCCUGAUAACACCCUAGAACGUUCUUUCUUCAUCCGAAUGAAGUCCACCCUGACCAAGAGAGGCGUCCACAUCAAGUCAUCGGGCUAUAAGGUCAUUCACGUCACAGGCAGACUGAGGAUAAGAAUGGCACUGACCCACAGUCGAUCGGUGCCCAAUCAGAUCAUGGGCAUGGUGGUGGUUGCACAUGCCUUGCCCCCUCCCACCACCAUUAAUGAAUGUUUGUGACGCGGGUCAUAGACUCAACAUAUAUACUGCCAGAUGUUUUGUGUUUUGUAAAAGCUACUGUUAAAGGAGUUUUAAAUCAAUAUGGACCUCAACAUCAUAUACUGUGAAAACAGAAUUAGCGACUACAUGGACCUGACGCCAGUGGACAUCGUGGGGAAGAGAUGCUACCACUUCAUCCACGCCGAGGACGUGGAGGGCAUUCGGCAGUGCCAUCUGGACUUGAUUAACAAAGGCCAGUGUGUGACCAAGUACUAUCGCUGGAUCCAGAAGAACGGCGGCUACAUCUGGAUCCAGUCCAGCGCCACCAUCUCCAUCAACACCAAGAACGCCAACGAGAAGAACAUCAUCUGGGUCAACUAUGUGCUCAGCAAUCCGGAGUACAAAGACGUGCCCAUGGAUAUCGCACAGCUCCCAAACCUCCCGGAGAAAGCAUCCGAGUCUUCCGAGACCUCCGACUCCGAAUCCGACUUCAAGGAUAACUCUGAGGACAACGAGAACUCCAAGUCGGACGGCAAGGGCAACCAGUCGUCGGAGAACUCCGAGGACCCCGAGCCGGAGAGCAAGAAGCAACCGCGGCAGCCAUCGCAGGAGAUGCGGCGCCAGGAGGAGGGCGACAGCUCCAGCAACCCGGAGAGCCAGGACAGCGAGGACAGCCUGGAGCCGUCCGACUGCGAGGCCGACAGCAAGGAAGGCCGCCUGGGCCGUCUGGGCGGUCUCCACAUCAAGGUGGAGCACUACGGCGACCCCGAGGCUUUGGAGCUGCACGACUCCAACUCCUCGUCGUCUGAGGAGGAGGAGGACGAGGAAGACGACGAUGACGACGAGGAGGAGGAGGACGACGACGAGGAUCCCCACACGGGGCUGAGCCCAAAGGAUUGUGGGAUGGGCGUGACGGAGCUGGCCGGCUCGGCCGCCAGCAAGCACCAGAAGCGCAAAAGGCGGAAAAAGCAGAAGUGGAACGGCGGCGGCCGGAGGCAGCGGCCGAGGCUGACGUCCGACGAGCCGGCGAGCCCAGGGGUCAUGGAGUCCGGCGCGCUGGGCGAGCAGCCGCCUCUGCUGCCCCCGCCGUCGCCCACCAGCGCCUCGGUGCUCAAGAUCAAGACGGAGAUGUCGGAGCCCAUCAACUUCGACAACGACAGCAGCAUCUGGAACUACCCGCCCAACCGGGAGAUCUCGCGCAACGAGUCGCCCUACAGCAUGACCAAGCCUCCCGCCCCUGGCGCCAGCGCCACCGAGCCCUUCCCCUCCCCGCAGGGCUCCACGGGGCUCCAGGUGACCAUCCCCGACUCGGUACUGACCCCGCCGGGGACGGAUGGCAGCGGUGGCGCUCGGAAACAGGGCUUCGGUGGCAGCGGCGCCAACGGCGGCACCCCCAACUCCACCUCCAGCGUCGGCUCCAACUUGGCACCGCCGUCCAGCUCCUCUUCCUCCGACCCCCUCUCCCCACCGCUGUCGGCGUCUCCGCGGGACAAGCAGCAGGGCGGCACUCCCACCACCUCCUCCUCAUCCUCCUCUGGCGCCGGCAACGGCUCCCUGCUCUACAGCGGCGACCUCGAGGCCCUACAGCGACUGCAGGCGGGCAACAUGGUCCUGCCGCUGGUGCACCGCGUCACGGGCACCCUGGCCGCCGCCACUAGCACCGCGGCCGUGUCCGGCGCGCCGCGCGUCUACACCACCGGCACCAUCCGCUACGCACCCGCCGACGUCACGCUGGCCAUGCAGGGCGCCAACCUGCUGGCUGCGGCCACGCCCAACGCGGCGCACACCAUGAACUUCGUGGACGUCAACGGCCCCGGCUUCGCCAUCGACCCCAAGACGCCCAUGGAGAUGCUGUACCACCACGUGCACCGGCUCAACAUGUCGGGCCCGUUUGGCGGCGCCGUCACUGGCGCCAGCCUCUCGCAGAUGCCCGCCGCCAACGUCUUCACCACGGCCGAGGGCCUGUUCUCCACACUCCCCUUCCCCGUCUACAGCAACGGCAUCCAUGCCACGCAGACUCUCGACCGCAAGGAGGACUGAAGCCCGCCCUUCCGAGACCACCUUACUGUGUUAACGUUACUAUUGACUGUGUUACCAGACUCUUUUUCCAGAGAGAGAAAAAACGAAUACAAAAUAAAAACACGAACAAAAAAUAAAAGACGCAAAACUGUGUUUUGAAGCGGGAGACUGUGAGAACUGUAAAAGAACAUUUGAAAUAAUUUUAGCACUUUGAAUUUCGAGCAAUUGCGCUUGUGGAAUUGAAAUGUAUGGUCCCACUCCACCCUCUCCCUCCUCUCCUCUCUCCUACUCACUUCACAUCUUUUUCUAUCUUUCUAUCUCCCAUCUUUUCUCUCUUUCUAGACCUUCUCUUUCUAUCUCUUUCUUACCUCCCUGAUCUCUAGGUGUCAGUGACAUUUCCUCUGAAUGGACUAAACUGACCCUUCCUUUCUGACUUCAGAGAACUCUCUGUAGGACUUCUCUGUAGGCAGAAUGAGGUGUACUUUUUAUUUGAGUCGAUUUUGUUGCAUCUUUAUUCAGAUGCCUUGUAUAUUUAAAGGUGACUGAAGUGGAUCAGCAGAAAAAAAAGAACACGAAACUGUGAUUGUUUCAGAACCAUAUCUUGAUGUGAUCAAGGUUGAUGAUGACAAAAAGGAUGUUGCCCUAUUUGACCUAGUUGAAGGGGUUUAUGAUUCUUUCUAAGUGAGGGAAUUAGUAUUUUAGAAAUUAAUGUUUUCUUUUCCUUUUUUAUAGUUCUGAUUUAACUUGCAAAUCAUACAUUUACUAAAAAAAAAGCAAUUACAGCCGGGUAUUGACCUGUGAAUAGAAUGUUACUGCAACAACAACUACAAUUACAACAAAAAAAUCCCAGGACUUUGGAACAGGUCAAUACAUGAUAUCGUAUCUCUUAGUUCCAUUUCCUCCUUUGCAGAUCCAUGGUGCUACCAUCCAAUGACCCUUCACUCAUCUGACCGGUGUAGGCACUGUUCCAGGGCUAGAGAUGUAAGGAGUUUUAGGGAAUGAUUUAAUAGUACAGUCUAAACCUCUUGACCCCGAUAUUUUUGUUUUCGAUCCCUGCUACCUAUCCCAACAUUAAACUCAUACCCAUUUCAAGUUGAUUGUCAGCUGAGCUCAAUGUUAUCAGGCAUUAGAAAGACAAAAGGAGCAGGUUAGGGUUUUUUUUUUGUUUAACGUUUGAAGUGAAUCACUUUCUCUCUCAGUCUAACUGAGGCUAAUGAGAAUCAUAGACUUGAAAACGAAAAAUGAAUGUUAAAUAUAAAUAAGGCUUUUCUCCCCCUUCUAUAAUUAAGAUUCAAGUAUUUUUUGCCUUUUAUCAAACUCUCCCUUCAUUAUCUAAAUCUUAGCAUCUCUGCCAACGUCCCAACCAAGCCGUUUACUUCCACUGUACCCUCAGACUCUCUGAAAUCACAUAUCAAGGAUGUUGAUACAAGGACAUGCAUUUCAGUCAGAAAUGUAAAAAAAAAAUCUUUGAUUUUGAUUUUGAAAAAAAUAUAUCACAUUCCUAUUUUUUUCCCACCGUUGCCAAAAAAUAUAUGAUUUUUUUCACAGAUUGGUGUUAAAACACUGUGAUUUUUUUGUCGUUUAAGAGAAAAAAAAGAAAUGAUAGUAAUAAAAUUUAAAAUACUGUCACUUCAUCCUUUGGCAGCCAUCCAUCCAGUCAUCUAUUACCAAGCGUGAAAUCCGUAAACGUGUACAAUGUGUAAGUGUCACUGGCUGUCAGUUUCCAUAGCGAUUUCAGUGUGUGUUACUAUAUGCAGUAUAUACCGAGCUGAUGUAGCUGUUUCGUCCUUUGUCUUCUCUGUGCUUUCUCUAGUCUGGGGCUGGCCACGGGGGUCAGGCGGGACCGCACCGGUCCCCCUGCCUUCUCCAUUCCCCUCUGCAGUCUUAGUGAACCAGUUGAGGUUAGUGGAUUUUGUGUGGUGGCCUUCCCAAAUGUAGUGUCACCUUUUUUGCUGCUUUUUCUUUCCUCUGUACUCCCUUUCUUCUGUUCCUGCUAUUGCUUUGCUGUCGUGUAGUCUUACAGACCUCUCUUUCUCUCAGAGAAAAAAGACUCUUAACUAGCUCAAAGGUUUAUGGAGCCAUUUUUUUGCCACUGAGGAAUUCUGGGAUUGCAGUUUCCAGCUUGCAUUUAUUCUGAAAAAUUAUGACAAAAAAGUAGCAUUUAGAUUUAACGACUAGACUGGAACCAUACAAGCCUCAGUUGCGAACACAUUCCCAGAGUCCCUUGUGCUUCUUGUAUGCAUUGGGUGUAUUUCAUUGGUUUCCACCAAACCUGUUGACUUCAAGGACCCUGCAACUCACAGGAAUUAAUAAAAAAAAAGUUCAUGGUAGUAUUUCAGGACAAUAAACAAUUUUAAAGAUUUCUAAAGAGAUGAAAAAAAAUAUUUCGCACUAUAAAUCUAUUUUUAUAGGUGUUUUGAAAUUGCAUGUUUACUAAGUUGACUGUUUGGUUUACUUGAUUUUGUUCGGUCCAGCAGCUUUGUCAAAGUUAAGUGUUUUUUAGUCUGUCCAGCAAAGGGAGGGGAUCCUUCGUCUUUUUAACCGAAUCAGGCUUUGCUCAUCAGGAAUAAAAAAUUGUCUGUGGUUUGUUUCUGUAAAGGUGUUGCUGUUAACUCAAACCCAGGUCGUGAAAUAAAUGUUUUUUGACAAAAAAUGUUAAAAAAAUGUCAGGGUGGAUUGUUACUUUACAGAACGGUUGCAGGAGGGCUUUGGUGUCACCAGACAAGAACGAAAAAAGGGAUCCUAUAGCGUUCUAGAAUUUUCUACGUGGCAAAGCAAUGAGGGGUGUUGGGAGAUGAGAGAGGGGGGCAGCUCCGAAAACAGACAUAGUGGGCCAGGAAAUACACCCAUAUGUUACAAACAGAGCAGCCGGACGAGCUGCUUCAAUGUUUUUCUGUGUUGUGUCAAAAAUGAUUGCUGGUGAUUUAAUCUUAAACUAAUCUCAGCUGCUGUCAGAUAAAUAGUGUUUAAAAAUGACAAUAUGAAAAAUCACUUCAUUACCUGUGACGAAAUGUGUCUGUGUUUUUAACUAUUUCUUGUACAAUUAUACAGAUUCUUUUAUGAGGAACUUGGUGCCAAGUAGGAAAAAAAACUAUGGGAGAAAAGGGGUUUCUCUUAGUCUCAAUGUUAACAGUGUUAUAAAUUCUAAAAAGCGAACAAAUUAAAAUAUUAAAAAAGAGAAAAAAAACUAUGGUACAUUUUUAUUUUAUUUUUUAUUUUUUUGUUUUCAGAGGAAAACAUGAACUAACUGAAGCUAACUUUGAGUGCCUGGCUUAUUUUUUGAAAAACAUCUUUUUUUGUUUUGUUUUUUCGUUUGUUUUUCAUUGACCAUAAAUAAUGCUGCAACUCAGAAUUGUACAUACUUCAUUUUACAACAGGGUUAUUUUAUACUUUUGUAGGUUUUCAUUCAGUUUCAAAAGAAACAUGUCAUACAUGGUUGUCUUUCUGUAACACGGUUUUUUACCAUCUUACAGGUGCCAUAUUCAUAAUAAACUUCUCUUGGAUUUGUCAAA
Messenger RNA from Alosa alosa (allis shad), 7783 nucleotides. RefSeq names its product neuronal PAS domain-containing protein 3. Gene Ontology annotation, biological process: regulation of transcription by RNA polymerase II. Lineage: Eukaryota; Metazoa; Chordata; Actinopteri; Clupeiformes; Clupeidae. The record is from RefSeq and is a predicted model, not a curated record. Gene Ontology annotation, molecular function: DNA-binding transcription factor activity, RNA polymerase II-specific; protein dimerization activity; RNA polymerase II transcription regulatory region sequence-specific DNA binding.